Sorex araneus (European shrew) is the source of this 1762-nucleotide messenger RNA. It is a transcript of the gene HOXC5, whose product is annotated as homeobox C5. The coding region runs from base 1 to 669 and encodes 222 amino acids. Lineage: Eukaryota; Metazoa; Chordata; Mammalia; Eulipotyphla; Soricidae. The transcript has 2 exons. Gene Ontology annotation, cellular component: nucleus. Gene Ontology annotation, biological process: embryonic skeletal system morphogenesis; anterior/posterior pattern specification; regulation of transcription by RNA polymerase II. The record is from RefSeq and is a predicted model, not a curated record. Gene Ontology annotation, molecular function: RNA polymerase II cis-regulatory region sequence-specific DNA binding; DNA-binding transcription factor activity, RNA polymerase II-specific.
AUGAGCUCCUACGUAGCCAAUUCAUUCUAUAAGCAGAGCCCCAAUAUCCCUGCCUAUAACAUGCAAACUUGUGGGAACUAUGGAUCGGCCUCAGAGGUGCAGGCAUCCAGGUACUGCUACGGCGGAUUGGACUUAAGCAUCACUUUCCCACCGCCUGCGCCUUCCAACUCUCUCCACGGGGUAGACAUGGCUGCCAAGCCCCGGGCUCACCCCGACCGCCCCGCCUGCAGCGCCGCGGCCGCUCCGGGACACGCUCUGGGCAGAGAUGAAGCGGCUCCUCUGAACCCCGGGAUGUACAGUCAGAAGGCGGCUCGCCCAGCGCUGGAGGAGCGAGCUAAGAGCGGUGGGGAGAUCAAAGAGGAGCAGGCGCAGACAGGGCAGCCCGCCGGACUGAGCCAGCCACCGGCUCCGCCACAGAUUUACCCGUGGAUGACCAAACUGCACAUGAGCCACGAGACGGACGGCAAGCGGUCCCGAACCAGUUACACGCGCUACCAGACUCUGGAACUGGAAAAAGAAUUCCACUUUAACCGCUACCUCACUCGCCGCAGGCGCAUAGAGAUCGCCAACAACUUGUGUCUCAACGAGAGACAGAUCAAGAUCUGGUUCCAGAACCGCAGGAUGAAGUGGAAGAAAGAUUCCAAAAUAAAAAGCAAAGAGGCUCUUUAGAGGCGGCCAGGAGGCCCGCAGCGCGCACCCCGAGCCCGCUUCAUCCCCGCGCCUUCCCCCUUUCCUUCUUCCUCUCUCUCUAUUUUGGGUCUAUUUGGGGGCAGGGGCGGGGGACCCCCCUCCAGUCGCGGUUAUCAGCUUUGCAGACAAAAGCGCUUUCCUUUGGCAUCCCCACUGACCCCCUGGUUCCUGCAGGGCUGCUGGCGCGACCCCGCCUCCCCUCAGCACCGGGGUCCCAGGGCCAGCUCCACGGGGGUUCCCCAGAGCCCUGAGGAGCGAACCCGCCUGGGACUCACAGCCCCAGGAUGGCUGUCCCGGAGCUGAAGGGGGCCUUGGGGCGCCGCAGGCCCGCACCCCAACCCUCGGGCCUUGCCCGCUCCUUUGUUUCUGGCGGGGCUGGCGAUGGAACGGUUGUGCUUGGUGGAGUCCGGCGCGAAUUCGGGGUGCUUCUGGUAGCGACUAAACUUGAUCUUAAUUUUUUGAAUGAUUUACAUAUAAAAGGGGGACACCACUGGAUCUCUGCCUAGGGCCCCUUCCAUUGCCCUAAGCCCUCCAAACCUCCUUCCUCAACCCCCAGAGCCCGGGGAAACCCCUCCAGCCAAAACCCUCUGCAUGCCCUCUGGGUAGGUCCCAACCUCAGACCACUAGCUAGCUCAGCUAUUGGGGCUCCCUGCCACCGGACCCCAAUAAGCAGUCCUAGAGGCUCCUGGCUGCCCAGUCGUCCCCACCACCACCUCCUGCGCCCUCCUGCCCCUCUCGCUGUUAUCUAACUAUUUAUUGCCUCCGAGUCUUUCCUGAAACUAUAUUUUGUCAUAUCAAAUAAAGACAAAAGAGCCACCAGGACACAGAUGCAGCGGCUACUCUCUAUGGGAGGCCCGGACUGGGGGGAAGUGUAUGGGGUAGUCGGGGCAGGGGUCUGCAGCCUUUCCGCCUCGUCUUAAAGACAAUUUUAGGAGCUUCUAGGGAUGCUUGGAAAGAGGGAGAUGAAAAGGCAUUGCUCGGGCACCCCGUGAAGGGUGAUGGUGGCCGGGAGAGCCCAGGCCCUUCCUCCUGGUGUUUCUCAGGCCCUCCACAGCCCAGGCCCACUCAGCUG